Molecule: messenger RNA, 5812 nt
Organism: Oncorhynchus gorbuscha (pink salmon)
Lineage: Eukaryota; Metazoa; Chordata; Actinopteri; Salmoniformes; Salmonidae
Product: ATP-binding cassette sub-family C member 10-like
Exons: 23
Coding region: 66-4784 (1572 amino acids)
Biological process (GO): transmembrane transport
Cellular component (GO): membrane
Molecular function (GO): ATP binding; ABC-type transporter activity; ATP hydrolysis activity
Source: RefSeq, a predicted model, not a curated record
GUAACACUGCUGAUGCUACGUUCCGUUCCCCCUUGAAUCCAAAGCUGUGAACAGAUGCUUGGAGAAUGGGGAGAGGUGUGGUGGCUUAUUUUGGCCCCAGUGAGUUGUUCUCUGGCCUGUGCCACACGGACACCCUUGACCCGUUCCCAGUGUGGCGGGAUGGAGCCAUCAGCCCCUGUUUUAACCAGCUGGUUCUGGGAGCCCUGGCUCACGCUGUAGUGGCCGUCUUCAGUGCCAUCUACCUGAGUGCUCAGAGAUGCAGCCUCCUCCGGUCCUCUCCCCCGUGUGGUUGGGGCCUCAGGGUGGCCUCAGCCCUGCUGGUGACCCUGCUCUUCCUGGUGGACUUGGUCCUGGUGGUCCUCCUCCACCGGGGGGACAUGUACCUGGAUGUCCUGGCUGAUGGAUGUGCCAUCCUGGCAUGGCUGGUCCACUUUGGGGCCCUGCUUGUCCUCCAGAGGUCCAUCUAUAGAAGAACCAGGGGUCCCUCUGUGUUACUACUGCUGGUCCUGUUGCCUAUCCCUAACCUGGUGGUCACCCUGCUGGCUUACGCCCAUGAGGCCACCUACCUGGACCUGGCGGAGCCCUUUAGAGUGGCACGGCUGGUGCUCGCAGUCACCCGGGGACUCUCUCUCCUUGUCUACCUCCUGGCCUUCGCUGCUCCCUGUGUCGGUGAAGGGAGUUACACCUCCAUGUCCGUCAAUGACGCAGACAGCUCUCUCCUCAUCCCAGAGAGUUCCUACCAGGACACGGGAGAGGUGGUGGCAGAGGAUGGCAGUAGCAUCAUCUCCCGCCUGAUGUACCUGUGGUUGAACCCUCUACUGAAGCGCGGCCGGCGUGGGGAGCUGGAGAGGCCAUGCAAUGUCUAUCUCCUUCCCCGGAGGCUCCGCACCAGUGCAGUGCGCCGACACUUCCUCCGCUGCUGGGAGGACUGCCAACAGAGGGCAGCAACACAGAGAAGGAACACUACAACCAGGCCUGCAAACAAGAGCCUACAGAACAGAACAUGGACUUCACCCCUCCAGGAGGGUAUAGCAGUGGAGGAGGUAGGACUGUUAAAAGUGUUGCACAAAGCCUUCGGGCUACGCUACUACCUGCUUGGUGUGCUGAAGCUAGCGGGCAACAUGCUGAGCUUCGCAGGACCCCUGCUCCUCAGCAGCCUGGUGCACUACAUGGAAGAGGAGGGGGCCCCCGUCAGCCAGGGGGCCUGGUGUGCCACGGGCCUCUUCUUCAGCACCUUCUUCUCCGCCCUCAUCCGGAACAUCUUUUCCUUCGAAGUCUCGAAGGUCUCACUCUCAGCGCGCGCCGCCCUCAUCUCAGCCAUCUACGGGAAAGCACCGCAGGUCAGCGGCGGCAGCCUGGCAGCGCGGUUCACCCUGGGCGAGGUGGUCAACUUCAUGAGCACGGACACGGACCACGUGAUCAACUUCUUCAACAAUUUCCACGAGGUGUGGAGUCUGCCCUUCCAGUUCUCCAUUGCCCUCUACCUGCUCUACCUGCAGGUGGGUGUGGCCUUCCUAGGAGGACUGGGUGUGGCUCUGCUGCUGGUGCCGCUCAAUAAGGUGCUGGCCUCGAAGAUCAUGGAGAAUAACAAGCACAUGCUCACACAUAAGGAUAGUCGUGUCAAGCUAAUGACAGAGGUCCUCUUUGGAAUACGAGUCAUCAAGUUCUACAACUGGGAGGCCUACUUUGCCCAGAAGAUAGCAGAUUUUCGGAGGCAAGAGCUGUCCCACCUCAAGGCCAUUAAGUACCUGGAUGCUGUGUGCGUGUACACCUGGGGAUCUCUACCCAUAGUCAUAUCUAUUAUCACCUUUGUCACAUACGUGCUGCUCGGCCAUGAGCUCACUGCAGCCACGGUGUUCACCACUCUGGCCCUAGUGGGCAUGCUGAUCGUCCCCCUCAACAGCUUCCCCUGGGUCCUCAACGGCAUCCUGGAGGCCAAGGUGUCCCUGGACCGCAUCCAACGCUUCCUCAAGCUUCCCAACCAGGAACUCGAUGCAUAUUUCAGUCUCGUGGCCCCUGAGGACCCCCAGGACACCAUUGUGAUGAGUCAGGGCAUAUUCUCAUGGCAGGGGCCUGGGGGGCCAGACCACCCCACAAGCUCUGAUACUGAAUCCCCCAAAGGAAGUCUGAUGCUCCAUAGCCUCAACCUAUCCAUCACUAAGGGAUCCCUAGUUGUUGUGGUGGGCAAGGUGGGCUGUGGGAAGAGCUCCUUACUGGCAGCCAUCACUGGAGAACUCAACCGGCGUGGAGGUGAUGUAUACGUCCAGGGCAGGGAGGAUGGGUUUGGUCUAGCCGCUCAGGAGCCGUGGAUCCAGCAUGCAACAGUUCGGGACAACAUCCUGUUUGGCAAGGACUACAACAGUUCUUUCUACCAGGCCGUGGUGGAGGCCUGUGCGCUCACGGACGACCUCAAUAUUUUGCCUAAUGGGGACAGGACCGAGGUGGGAGAGAACGGAGUGACUCUGAGUGGAGGACAGAAAGCUCGCCUGGCCUUGGCCAGAGCUGUUUACAUGGAGAAAGACAUUUUCCUCCUGGACGAUCCACUGGCAGCAGUAGACUCUGACGUGGCCCAUCACCUCAUGAAGAGAUGCAUCAUGGGGAUCCUCAGGAGCAAGACCAGAAUCCUAUGCACCCACCGCAUAGAGUUUGUGGACAAAGCUGAUGUGGUGAUUCUCAUGGACAAUGGAACAAUUAUUAAAACGGGUACACCUGAAGAGGUCCUUCCUUUGGUAGAAGCAGUGCCCAAGAACCGGAAGAAUGACAGUAAUGCAAAGGAGAAAAAUGUCAUUGAGCGAGAGGAGAAGCAGGGUCCAUCCAAUGAGCUGUUUGCGGGGGAGGAGUCUACACUAUCAAGGGAGGAGCAGAAGGGUGUGGGUGGGCUGGCCUGGAAGGUUUACCACACCUACUGGAGAGCGGUAGGAGGGUCCUUGGCUGUCUCCAUCUUGCUGUCCCUACUCCUCAUGCAAGCCUCUAAGAAUGUGUCUGACUGGUGGCUGUCCCACUGGAUCUCUAACCUGAAGAACAAUGGUUCCGCCCAGAGUGUUCUCAUGCCUGCCUACAGCUCACCACACCUGCUGCUAUUCUCUCCUGGAGGACUAAUGGUCGGACAGCUGAGCAGACAAAAACAGCACAAGUUUCCCCCAGCACGAGUAUAUAUACCCCAAUUAGGGUUCCCUGUCAAUAUUAUGGAAACGACAGCUUUCGCCAACAUGAGCUCGGAGGUGAAGUUCUAUCUGACAGUUUACUCUUCCAUUGCGGGUGCCAACACGGUCUUCACCGCCUUCCGAGCCUUCCUCUUCGCCUUUGGAGGCAUCCGUGCAGCAUCGGUCGUCCACAACAGGCUGCUUGACACAGUCCUCAAGGCUACAGUUACCUUCUUCGACAGUACACCGCUGGGCCGUGUCCUUAACCGCUUCUCCUCCGACCUGUACAGCGUGGAUGACACUCUCCCUUUCUUCCUCAACAUCCUGCUGGCUAGCAUCUUCGGCCUGCUGGGCAUGUUGGUAGUGAUGAGCUACGGCCUGCCCUGGUUCCUAGUGGCCCUGCUUCCCCUGGGCCUGCUCUACUACCUCACACAGCGCUUCUACCGACACACAUCCAGAGACCUGAAGUGUCUGUGCAGCCUCACCCUCUCGCCGGUGUAUUCACAUUUCUCUGAGACGCUGAGUGGCCUCGGUACCAUCCGAGCAAGUUCCAGUGCCUCCAGAUUUGAGGAGGAGAACGAGAGGCGUCUGGAGCAGAACCAGCGCUGUCUGUUCCUUAGCAACGCCGCCAUGCAGUGGCUGGACAUCCGCCUGCAGAUGAUCGGCGUUGUCGUGGUGACGGGCAUCAGCGUGAUCGCCGUCGUCCAGCACCAGUUCAAAUCCAUUGACCCGGGUCUGGUGGGUCUGUCCCUGUCCUAUGCUCUGUCCAUCACAGGCCUGCUGUCAGGCCUCAUCUUCAACUUUACCCAGACAGAGAUGCAGCUGGUGAGUGUGGAGCGCACCGAGGAGUACUCCACCACCCUGCCCACUGAGCCACAACACAGCAACCCACAGGUGCCCACCUCGUGGCCGGAGCAGGGUUGGGUGGAGUUCCGUGGGGCCGUGCUGUCCUACAGAGAGGGGCUGCCCAACGCCCUGGACGGGGUGAGCCUGGUGGUCCGGCCUGGGGAGAAGGUGGGGGUGGUAGGCCGGACGGGCUCAGGCAAGUCGACCCUGUUCCUGGCCCUCUUCCGCAUGGUGGAGCUGAACCAGGGUCAGAUCUUACUGGAUGGAGUGGACACCAGCCAUGUGGGACUGGCCCAGCUCAGGUCCAAACUGGCCAUCAUCCCCCAGGACCCUUUCCUGUUCAGCGGGACAGUGAGAGAGAACCUGGACCCAUGUGGACGUCACCCUGACCCCCGGCUACUGGAGGCCCUGGAACACUGUCACCUCAGCCCUGUCAUCAACCGCAUCGGUGGUCUAGGUGCUGAGGUGGGAGAGCGGGGCAAGUCUCUCUCUCUGGGACAGAGACAGCUGCUGUGUCUGGCCAGGGCUCUGCUGACUGAAGCUAAUAUUCUGUGCAUUGACGAAGCUACAGCCAGCGUUGACCAAAAGACUGACAAACUGCUACAGCAGACAAUCAGAGAGAAGUUUCAAGACAAGACCGUCCUCACCAUUGCCCAUAGAAUCAACACCAUCAUGGACUCAGACAGGGUGCUGGUGAUGCAUUCUGGGAAGGUGGUGGAGUUUGAUACCCCUGCUGAUCUGUGCCAAAGAGAUGACUCCAUUUUCUGCAAGCUGGUUGGUGGGAGGGGAGAGUGAGAAGAGAAGCUAUCAGAGGACUAAUGACAAUGGUAAAUGUCAAUGGGGAUCUCUCUCUGUUUCCCCACAGGAGGCCAGUGGUGGACCAACCAACGUCCAACGUCCAACGUCCAAUGGAGGUGGUAGAAGUUGGCACUAUAAUAAUUACUGGUCCAGGGUCAGAUUAUAUAUUUUUUUAUCCCCAUGAUCGUUAAGGUUAGGAUUUGGUGUAGGGUAAUUUGAUCCUAGAUCUGUAGUUAAGGGCGGCGACUUCUGCCUUGAGGCCCACCGACUGACAUUUGACCUCAGAGAGUAAGGUCUGAAUAGUCCAACCCGAGCGAGAUUAUUCUUUUACUACAUUUUAGGGUGUCAGGUUAAUUUUCUAACCUGGGCGUCAUGUGGAAUUUCUCUGCUUUUUAUUCAUGAAACACGUUAAUGUGGUACGAAAGAACUGUCGAUGUGUCAAUGGCACAGAGGUAAUGAAGAAACAAUGAAAAAGUACUUGAAUUGCUUUUGUAUGAAGUGAGUAUUUUAUAGCACUAUAAUGAUUUGGACUGAAAAGUUGUCAUCCUAGACAAGUCAGUCAUUCACUUUGCAGCAUCGUCAAUCAUUUAUGAAUGUCUGAGAUUCCUUUUGCACCUGGUCUGUUGACAGAAUGAUCUGUAUAGCUAGAGUGCACAAUAAUGGACAUUCUUCACAUAGAUAAAACACAUGUUUACACACUGUUUUCUGUACGGACAUGCUACAGACGAAUAUCAUUUGUGAUAAAUAAAGACAAUUUAAAGUUGCUAUUUCUCUAUUUGUUUACCAUUCUCACAGAGCACAUUUGUUUGGAAUACAGUAUUGUUACGUCUGAGGAUUUCAAGCCAUUCUGUAGCAGAACUACUGUAUAUCAGUCAUUUGAGAAUGUUUCUGUUUUGUAAUAUACUGAAAGAGAGAACAUCUCAGGGAGAAUCGCCUUUACAUGCAGUGUUUUCAGUAGUGGUCAGUACUCUCAUGUACAGUAAUAUGAAGGUGUAACAUUUUCAAAAUAAAAUGGCUGCACUGGU